Molecule: messenger RNA, 1576 nt
Organism: Phanerochaete carnosa HHB-10118-sp
Lineage: Eukaryota; Fungi; Basidiomycota; Agaricomycetes; Polyporales; Phanerochaetaceae
Exons: 4
Coding region: 850-1476 (208 amino acids)
Biological process (GO): intracellular copper ion homeostasis; copper ion transmembrane transport
Cellular component (GO): plasma membrane
Molecular function (GO): copper ion transmembrane transporter activity
Source: RefSeq, a predicted model, not a curated record
GCUGCUAGGACCUGACCAUACGCCAUUGAAAGAGUAUUUCCACCUGUCAGAAUGUGAUCGAAGGCGUCGAGUGGGAGCGUACUGCUCACGAAGCUCGACGUCGCCCUGGACUAGUCGUCAUAUGGGACUGGGAUCGGCAUUUUCUCAAGCCCCAUGAUUCAUCUCCCUUGCCGCCACUAGUCUCAUCCUGGCACCUCUGUGGGCUUUUUUUUUGCCUCUCGACCAUGUACUAGUCCACGACAAGGUUCCUCUCAGUCAUCUGCACUUACUUCGUGGGCGACUACCCUCAGGCGCCCUCUCAUCGCCUGUCGACCCUGAUCGAUAAGCCAUCUGUCACCUCUCAGCACCCUUUGCUCUACUGUCUUACAGGCUGUCUGCCAUCGAACAUCCUGGAUACACCUUUUGGAGACGGAAAGGUGGGAGCGGAUUGCUCACGAAGCCUUCCCGAUUAUCGGGCGCCCUGUCGUCAGCCACCUCCAGGUCAGCCGCCUAGUACUUCCCCCCUUCCGUCGCCGCUCUCACACGUACGUGGGAAUCACUGGUCUGUCGCCGCAUGUUUCGGUUUCGGCAAUGGUUCAGCAGCGUACUCGGGAACGUACUCGGGACCGCGCAGUACAUUUGCCCAUCCUGUUCCUAUGCUGCCGACGGCUUGGGCACCUUUUGGGCACCUUGAAGAUGCGGCCGGUCACGUGUGUAGGAAGUAGAUGAGGCUGAGAAAGCUGGUUGUUUGAGCACGCGUUUGAAGGUGCAGGGCGGGGGGAUUUUUCAGAGGGACGACCAUCGCUUUUCCUUUUGCUCACGACCUCGCCAUCUCCCCUCCGGUGCCCUCGUCCUCCCCUUCCAACAGCGAUGCUACCGAUUUCUAUACAGUCGACGUGCGUGCCACUGGUGCUUGCUGCACUGGUGACUGCGCACGACAAUGGCAUGGACAUGACUAUGGACGAUGGGAUGGUACUUGCACAGGGUCAGAUGCUACCGUACCUCCAUUUCACCCCGGGCGAUAUGCUUUGGUUCAUGGGCUGGGUGCCCCAGAGCACGGGCGCGAUGAUUGGUACUUGCAUUGGGCUGUUCCUACUUGCCGUCGUCGAGCGCUGGAUCGCGACGUGCAGAGCGGUUAUGCAGGCACACUGGUCUAAGCGGGCUGCGAUUACGCAGGCUGACAGAAUGAACGUGCGGGGCCUUCCUGUCAGCGCGUCGCCUCGGGAAGACUUGAAGAGCCCCAAGCCUGUCGGUGUCUCGGCUGCACUUCGCGACGCCACGACGUUCCGCAAAGCGCCGCCCUUUAUCUUUUAUCACGACCUCGUCCGUGGAAUUGCGUUUGCGGGACAUUCGGCGCUGCAGUUUGCAUUCAUGCUUGUCGUCAUGACAUUCCAAGUCGGAUUCAUUCUGAGUCUCGUGGUGGGGCUGGGCGUUGGGGAGACGCUUUUUGGACGCUUUGCGAGUCAAGCCGCAGCUCACGCUGCGCACUCUCAAUAGGCUCUCACUUGGAUUGCUGAUAAUGAAUGUUGUACGAUUGACUCUCGGACGCGGAUUUGUAUUCCAUACUUCUUCUGUUGUAACAUUGACUCGAAAUGAC